This is a messenger RNA of Xyrichtys novacula (pearly razorfish), 2507 nucleotides long. The record is from the annotation of a GenBank genome assembly. Lineage: Eukaryota; Metazoa; Chordata; Actinopteri; Labriformes; Labridae.
AUAUUUAAACUUAGUGCUUCACUCGCGGUUGCUAAAAUGUGCGGGUCUGACUGAGGGCUCGCGUAAAUUCAAGUGGAAACAGGAGGGAUCUGAGAGCAGGUAAGUGUUCGCUAUAUCAGCCAAAUAACAUCUUAGUAAAUGUUGUUUUUCUUUCUUUAUUCUCCACAAUGUUCACGAAGUUAAACCUCGAGUCUUGGCUGGUUUUACACUCACCUCAACAGGUAGACUUACUGCUGAGCUGCCAGCCGUAAUGGUCACGAUAGCUUCAGUUACAAAUCACGAACUGCCUCAUUGAUAUCAACGCUAAUCAAUAUGUUUGACAGAAGAGUGUCCUUUUGCUGUUUCAGAAACUAGGUUCUGGAGUUUAAGUGGAUGAGUUUACGACAGUGUCAGGGCUGGCAUGCUUUUGGUUGUGUAUAUGUAAUGGGAUGAAUAUCUCAAAUAUGUACUUUGAGUGUAUUAUACUUCAGAUACUAUUUUUCAGUAAAUCAGGAGUUUUGGUUAAAAAAAAAGUUAAUUACCUAAUGUGCUGAGUUUUUUGCAAGCAAAACAGUCCAUAUAAAUCAGCAAAAAAUAACAAAACAGUGAAAAUAAUGUUGUUCCAAAAGAGUUUAAUGGUUUUCCUCAUUCUUUUGUUGAAAUAUUCAUUUUUACUACUCUAACUCAACAAUCUGAAUGCUAAUCCCUGCUCUGUAGCUCCACACUGCAGUUUCUUCCACAAAGUAUUUGCAGAGAAGUAACUUGCAUUUCCUGCAGAACCUGUUCCCGUCCUGUUUUUUUAUAAAUCAGUUCACAGAUAUCCUGGAGAUCGCAAACACUGAAACCCAUUUUAAAAUCCUCACACUGAAUAACAAUGGCCGUUCUGUCUGUAGUUUUACCGCCUGUAAGGACUCAAAGAUACUAGAACAAGUACUUCCAGGUUUCAAGUCAACAUGUGGGGAAACCCUGGAAAUGUUAAAGCCCGUGAAUUAUGCCAAGAUACUGCAGGUUCUUGUGCUAAAAUGUUAGUUUCUGAACACAUGCAGUGGUGUUUAUUGGCCCUACACUUUGUAAAGUGUGGUUAAUAAUUUUCUUCACAUUAUUAAAGUCACAAAUAUUGGGAGAAAUCUGUGCAUUAACUCUUUUAAUGUUCUCUGAUUGACUUAGUUCCUUAAAGCUAUGGUCUACGAUCUGAAAACCAGUUUGGCUGUUGAGACAGAUUUGAAAAACGCAGCCUGCCCCCCCUUCACUCACCCCUCCCCUCCGUGUUCCAAGAUCCGAACCGCCGGGGUACAAUGGUUUGGAUUGGUUGAUUAUUAUGCCUUUUUACAGCGGAUAUACUAAAUGGAUUUUUUUUCAUUCUUUUUGAUCUUUAUAUUGCGUAGAUCGGACCAUAGGACCAUAACGGCCUUAUAAACGAUGUUAUUAAUAAGUACCAAGCUUCCAAAUGGUAGACCAUAGCUUUAAAUUGGUUACCUGAAUGAGAUCUUCCUCUCUGACCCUCUUCCUCUACUUCUGUCCUGUUUGUUCAUUUUUCAGAGAUGUGGUGGCUGCUGUGGGUGCUCGCCAUCUUACUGGCUCUCUUCUGUUGUCUGGAUGUGUGGUACUUCCUGAAGGCAGUUGCCGUCGUCCUGCGGGCAUGGUUCCAGCCUCCUAUCUGGGACAUUACAGCAGAGCAGACCCUCACAGGCCGGGUCACUCCACAUGACAUUGACUUGUGUCACAUGAACAAUGCUCGCUACCUCCGAGAAUGUGACUUUGCCCGCCUGUCUCUGUAUACUCGUAAUGGUGUGUUCAAGGCCGUGCGAGCGCUGGGAGCGUCGAUGGUCGUGGGGGCCACCACCAUCAGAUAUCGCAGGCCUCUGUGUAUAGGCGAGGGCUAUGAGCUGAGGAGUCGCAUCGUGACGUGGGAUGACAAAGCUUUUUUCCUGGAGCAGAGAUUUGUGUCGGCAAAAGACGGGUUGGUGUGCGCCAUCAUGUACUGCAAGCAGAGCGUCAUCCGCAGCAGUCCAGACAAGAUCAUGCAGCACCUGUGUAAGAGGAAGGUAAGAAACAGGAGUGUAAGCUCAUGCAGAUUUCACUGAUGAGAGAGAUUAAGGUUCAACAGAGAGCUCAUGGUGUUCUCUUUGCAGGUGGAGUGUCCUGAGUUCCCAGAGGAUCUUCAGCACUGGGUGAACUUCAUCUCUGCCAGCAGCCAGGCCCUCAGAGCGGAGAGUGGGCUGGAGGAGAAGGACAAAUAAGACAUUUCAUGGGCAGCUAUUGAGACUGGCUUUUUGUAAAUCAGCUGAUCUGCCAGCUCAGGAUUACAAAGCCCUCUGGGAGAGACAUUUGUCUUCUGAACAGAAAUACUUAACUGGAACACACUUGUGCCUCUACUUACUUGAAUGCAUAACACUACAUAACACCUGUAUCAACACUUUUGCAAACCACAAUGAAAAUUUCUUUCUCACGAAAAGGGAGGUAUUAUGACUAUGAUUGUGGAAAUGGUUUAUUCCUGAUAAAAAGCAAUAAAACAAUUCAACUUUGAA